This is a messenger RNA of Lolium rigidum, 2005 nucleotides long. Its product is annotated as FAD synthase. The record is from RefSeq and is a predicted model, not a curated record. Gene Ontology annotation, molecular function: FMN adenylyltransferase activity. The coding region runs from base 146 to 1669 and encodes 507 amino acids. Lineage: Eukaryota; Viridiplantae; Streptophyta; Magnoliopsida; Poales; Poaceae. The transcript has 16 exons. Gene Ontology annotation, biological process: FAD biosynthetic process.
CAUCCCCUGAAGCGAAGCCUCGUCCAACGCCACGCCGCCGAGUCACGCCUCCUUCCCAGUCCACAACUGCUUUGCUCUCCCCCCAAUCCCUUCCUCCUCCCAGCUCGCCUCUCGCUUCGCCGGAGGGACGAGCGCCGGCCGGGGGAUGGAGAUCGACGCGGCGGUGCGGGCCAGCAGCGACGGCCGCCUGCGCACCAAGUACGACAGCGCCGUCUACGUCGUCCAGCGAGCCUUCGCGCUCUACCCGUUUGAGGAAAUUGCCUUUAGCUUUAACGGUGGGAAGGAUUCAACCGUACUCCUGCAUUUGAUUCGGGCUGGCUACUAUCUUCACAAAACAAGUUAUGGUGAAGAAGCCCAUAUCGAUACUUUUCAAAACUGCCCGCUGCGUACCAUCUAUUUCGAGACUCCAUGUGCUUUUCCUGAAAUCAACUCAUUCACUUAUGAAACAGUUUCAACGUAUGGUUUGCCAUUGGAAACUAUCGGGUUGGAUUUCAAGUCUGGUCUAGAAGGCCUAUUGAAAAAGAAGCCUACUAAAGCCAUUUUCAUUGGCACUAGAAUUGGCGAUCCAAAUGCGGUUGGUCAAGAACAAUUCUCUCCUAGUUCGCCUGGCUGGCCUCCUUUUAUGAGGGUGAAUCCUAUCUUGGACUGGUCAUACAGGGAUGUUUGGUCUUUCCUCUUGACCUGUAAGGUCAAAUACUGCAGCCUUUAUGAUGAGGGGUAUACAUCCAUUGGGAGCAUAUAUGAUACUGUUCCAAAUGCACUUCUUUGUGAUUCAUCAAAUGGGAAAAGCUUUAGACCAGCAUACAUGCUAUCAGAUGGAAGACUUGAAAGAGCUGGGAGAGCAAAGAAGACUAGUAGUAAAACAGAAACUAAUUCUGUUGCAAGCAAUGGCAUAAGCAGCGCUGAGGGAGAACAAAUCAUCUCACGUUCGGCUUCAGUUAUUGUAGUUGGUGAUGAAAUAUUGUUUGGCACAGUUGAGGAUAAAUUUGGUACAGCCUUGUGCAAGAAGCUUCGUGAAAUUGGGUGGCGAGUUUCUCAUGUAGCGGUUGUUCGCAAUGAAACUGAUUCUGUUGCCGAGGAAAUUGAAAGAUGUAAAUCUACUGAUGAUGCGGUAUUUCUUGUUGGGGGACUUGGGCCUCUGCAUUCAGAUAUUUCAUUGGCUGGUGUUGCAAAAGCAUUUGGAGUUCGUCUGGCUCCUGAUGAAGAAUUUGAGGAGCAUCUUAGUCAACUCAUAGGGAACAGUUACAUCGGUAAUCGAAAUGAGAUGGCUUUGUUGCCAGAAGGUAUUACCGAAUUAUUACAUCACAAAAGGCUGCCGUUGCCACUGAUAAAAUGCAAGAAUGUGAUCAUUCUUGCUGCAACUAAUGUGGAUGAACUGGAUAUGGAGUGGAAUUGUCUUUUGGAUACCCAUGAGAGUGGUUUGGUGAGGGCGAAACCUUUUGUGUCAAAACAUCUCAGCACCUCGCUCCCAGAUGUCAAAAUUGCUCCGGUGGUUGAAAAACUAUGCUUAGAGUUCUCUGAUGUUUACAUAGGAACUCAUCGAAUUUCUAGAACUGGGCCUUUGGUUGUGAAUCUUCUUGGAAAGGAUAACCAGAGGGUAGAAGGGGCCGCGGAUAAGCUGACACGUAGCUUUGAUGGACAAUUUUCCCCAGUCAACAGUUGCAAAUAAACUCAAGAGUCCACACACUUCCAUAUUUCUUCCACAUUAUUUCUGCUGGAAGUUCUGAAAUUGUGCAGAUCUAAUGGUGCAUUGUGGUGCUCAGAUGCCUUCACCAGUGACUGGAAUAAACCACUAAGCUACCACUCUGAAGCUCGAGAUACUAUUUAGGAAACAUACAAAUUUUGUAUUACCCGUUUAGAACUGAAUGAACAAGUGAAAUGUUGAGGGCUUCAGCUAGUAACAAAUUAACAACGGUAGCUUUGUAUGGUCUAUUUUGACUGGGCUAAGAGCUCUCAAUUGUUUCAUGGAAAAUCAAUUGAAGUUGAUUAUAGAAUAACUUUGUUA